UAAUGGUACUAAUGUUUGGUUCUAUUAUCUACAUACUCUUUUUUACCCUCACUGUUUUCGAUUAUUAUAUAUGCCUCCAUGUCUAUGAGCUUUCGUAGGUCCAAAUUAUCAUUAACGACGAGUAGAGUUUCUACUUUUAAUUCAUUAGUUUCUGGAUCCAUGAGUUGUAACAUAAUUUUGAAUGGUCUGCAGUGGGAUACUUUUUUGCUGCAUUUUAAUUAAGUAUUCUUUGUGGAUCUUGGUUUAUAUUUCAAUUUCAAACCUGUUUCUUCAAAUUAUCAUAUCUUUGUUUAAUCUUUAAGGGAAGUAUUUAUUACAAAAGUAUUUCGGAAAAACUAAAAUGGCCUUUAGAUUAGAGAAUAUGCAAGUUUGGCUGGAGGGUGCUCUAGAUGAAAUUGUUUAGCUGUCCUUAAAAGACCUUGCUUUUGAUUCUUAAUGAAUUUGGGAGUUAGAAUGGUCCUAGCCAAGGUAGGUAAUGUGAAAUGGCUGAACAUGAUGGAUUUCUCAUUCAUUUUCUACGACUUAAAUAGAAAUUGUAAUACACGAUAUUAGGGAAUUAGAUCCCACCAAUUAUGAGCAAAAUACCUAAAUUGAGCAUCUAUGAUCCCACAAUAUAUGAUCUCUAGGCAAAGAUUGAUUAGUGACCUCCAAAUAUCUUAAUCUAAAGCCAGAUUGUAGCCUUUCAUGCAUUAACAUAUUAAAUGUGUAUAUUGAUAUUCCUAUAUGUGAUCUAAGGGCUUGAUGGAGAGUAUGAAUUCAUGUUUGAAAAUGAAGAGGAAAGCCAGAGAGGAGACACCAUUUAUGAGGAAUGGAAGAAUGUUAUUAGAGGGGCUAAUUGCCUUUGGCAAUGGAAAAGGCAAUCCUAUCCAUAUUUUCUCUGCCGAAGAGCUCAGAAGAGCAACAAACAAUUAUGACCAAUGUUGACGUUUUCUGCAAAUUUAUGAGUCUGUCUCACCUCCUUAGCUUAGUUCUAUCAAUAUAUGCUGACAUGAGCCUUGAACAGGGAAGUUCUGUGUCGCUAACAAGAAGAUGGAGCAGCCGCAGCAGCAGCAGCACCUUCUACAUUUUUGCGAUUCAAAGCAUCCCUUGCUCUUUGAUCAAAACGACAGGAGCAGAAGAAGUUGCUGUGGGUGCCAAGAAUCAAUUUAUGGUCCUAGCUACUAUUGUACAGAAUGCGGAUUUGAUGAAGAGGGAUGGUACAAGUACAGGCAUCAUAAAUCAUGUGCGGAAUUGCCGCUUGGGUUGCACCAUCCCUUGCACCCAAUCCAUCCUCUCAUUCUCUUUGAUGAAAAGACACAUUAUCCUGAACAAGAAGAAGAACACAAACAAAAGACCAAAUGCCAACUCUGCAAUGAAUCUCGCCGACAAUACACUUAUUGUUGUUAUCGCUGCGACUUCAACCUUCACGCCACAUGUGCUUCCUUACUGCCCACCAUCCAAUCUUCUCAAUUAUUGCGUUCAUAAUACUUGUGCUUCUUUGCCACUCAGACUCAAAGUUCUAGUUCACAGGCACCCCCUCCACCUCAUCCAUUCUUCUCUUGAAGUUGAACUCCAUCAAUCCGAUUCUCGAUUUUGUCAACUCUGUGCUCAAAAAGUGAACACAAACUUUGGGUUUUACUAUUGCUCCAGAUGCGAUUUCAUUGCUCACCUCGAUUGUGCUGCGGACUACGGAAAUAGGGACAACAUGAAUUUGCUCGAACUUAAAGAGUUGGAGAAUGAAGAUUCAGAGCUCGAUCAAUCUGUUGACUCGGCAGCUUACAAAGUCAAAAAUAUCAAGGUGAGGGAGGACGGAACUAAAAUAGCCACAAAAAUCCAACAUUUCAGUCAUAAGCAUGAGUUAAAGCUUUCGGAUAAUGAGGUUUUGAAUAAUGAAAAAUGCAACGGGUGCGUACAAGCCAUUCUCUCUACCUUUUAUAGUUGUGUAAAUUGUAGAUUCUUUCUUCAUGAAUCUUGUGCUAAAUUACCUAGAAAAAAACGACACCCACUUCAUCGGCACUUACUCACCCUCUUACCAGAGCAUCCUUAUUUUAGUUCAUUUUUUUGUGAUGCUUGUGAGCGUGAUUGCAAUAGCUUCAUCUAUCGGUGUGAGACAUGCUAUUUUAAUCUUGAUGUUUCAUGUAAUUUAAUCUCGGACAUCCUUACCCACCCUGGCCAUGAGCAUCAACUUCUUCUCUCAAGCAUAAAAUCUAAACUUAAUUGCAAUUGUUGUGAUUCUAAAAUUUCCCCAAUAUUCCGUUGUACCACUUGUGAAUUUGCUUUGGACUUCAAAUGUGCAACACUACCACAAAUUGCAAGGUACAAACAACAUGAGCAUCUCUUCACUCUUUAUUAUACUGCUGAAGAUGACUCUGGUGAAUAUUAUUGUGAUAUUUUUGAAGAAGAACGCAAUUCAAAGCAUUGGUUCUACUAUUGUGCAGAUUGCAGUUAUCCUGCACAUACCAAAUGCAUUCUUGGCAAAAACCCAAAUCUCAAGUAA
This is a messenger RNA of Quercus lobata, 2476 nucleotides long. RefSeq lists its product as uncharacterized. The transcript has 5 exons. NCBI's taxonomy places the organism in Eukaryota, Viridiplantae, Streptophyta, Magnoliopsida, Fagales, Fagaceae. The coding region runs from base 848 to 2476 and encodes 542 amino acids. The record is from RefSeq and is a predicted model, not a curated record.